Messenger RNA from Elephantulus edwardii (Cape elephant shrew), 678 nucleotides. It is a transcript of the gene FOXL3, whose product is annotated as forkhead box protein L1-like. NCBI's taxonomy places the organism in Eukaryota, Metazoa, Chordata, Mammalia, Macroscelidea, Macroscelididae. Gene Ontology annotation, molecular function: RNA polymerase II cis-regulatory region sequence-specific DNA binding; DNA-binding transcription factor activity, RNA polymerase II-specific. Gene Ontology annotation, biological process: anatomical structure morphogenesis; cell differentiation; regulation of transcription by RNA polymerase II. The transcript has 3 exons. The record is from RefSeq and is a predicted model, not a curated record. Bases 1 to 678 code for a protein of 225 amino acids.
AUGUUUGACAGCUCCCAAUACCCAUACAACUGCUUCAACUACGACGCCGAGGACUUCCCGGCCGGCAGCUCCGACGAGGAAAAGCGGCUCACGAGGCCCGCAUACAGCUACAUCGCGCUGAUCGCAAUGGCCAUCCAGCAGAACCCCGAGGGCCGCGUGACCCUGGCGGGCAUCUACGACUUCAUCAUGCGCAAGUUCCCCUACUACCGCGCCAACCAGCGCGCCUGGCAGAACUCCGUCCGCCACAACCUGUCACUCAACAGCUGCUUUGUCAAGGUGCCCCGGGCUGAGGGCAAUGAGAAAGGCAAAGGCAACUACUGGACGUUCGCCGGCGGCUGCGACUCGCUGCUGGACCUCUUUGAAAAUGGCAACUUCCGGCGGCGGCGCCGGCGGCGUGGCCCCAAGCGGGGAUCCAGGGACGAGGGCGAGGGGGUCCGGGCGCAGGGCGCGGGCAGCCCCGAGGGAGCUGGCGGUCAGGCCCCGCCGGCCUGCGAUCUCACGUCCCCAAGCCCGGCCCGCCGCAGCCCCUCCGCGCUGGGCAAGGCCCAACACGCGGACCUCAAGUUCAGCAUCGACUAUAUCCUGUCCUCUCCCGGGCCUGGGGCACCCCACCCCAAGCUGGAGGGCAGACGCCUGCGAGAGGCCCAGCAGACGGACCUCCACUUGUGGGCAAUGUGA